AUGCUGUUGACAUGGCUGAUGUUCAGCAUCUUUGCCAUCGCUAGUGCUCAGGCCCCGUGCACGUGGAAUGCGACGGAACCGUGCUACUUGCAUCUUGGAAGUGUGUUUGAGUACCGGGACAGAGGCACCAGUGGAAGUCAAAGUGAUUCCACUAGUCGCGAGAGCGAUUGUGACGGGAGGUCCUUUCAGCCUUACCUAGAUGCCAUCAACAGCCUAAAUGGUGGCAAAGGCCUUAUGGUUCACUCGGCCGGCUUAGAGAUUGCUCAGUCAAGGCCCUACCCGAAGUAUUACUACCGCUUAAACUACACGAGGCUAACGUUUGAAGACUGGAGCCACGGACAAGCCUUGGGUCAACAGCACUUUCCCGAAUGGUCUUACAUCGCGGGUAUGGGCAACGGCUGCAAUGACGAGCUGCUCGUCGAACAAGCCAAGCUCGCCAACGCAACGGAACGGAUUUGGGUGAGCCCACGAGGGCCCUGGAGCCAGUUGUCGAGGGCUUCUGGUGGGCCCCUGCCCUGGGCUUUCAGUUCUCACCUCGACUCCUGGGACUAUGCAAAAUUGGCCGCCCAGCAAUUCGCCUUGAAAAUGGGGAGGGCUGCGAAAAAAACUGCCGCCAUUCUUUACUCUUGCUGCGGCAACAAGUUCUUCGAAGGAGUUCGAUUGGGAGCACAGCAACACUUGGAGGACAAUGGAAUCACCAUCAGCUUGCAUGAAGGGGUUCUGAGCGAUACAGCCGUCUCAGACAUAGAGAAUGCAGUCGAGCGCCUCGUGGCCAUGGAAGUAGACGUUGUGUUCACAUCCCUCGGAGGACAAGACUUCGGCGUGUUUGUUGAAAGCCUUGAAAAGCAUCGUGAGCUUCAUGUUCCCUCCGGCAUCUUCGCUGUGAACCUCCCCUGGGUACGGAAUGGUGUUGAGUGCUGGGGCUUGGGAAAGAACUGCACGCACUUCCUUACAGGUGCACAAGUUAUGGCUUUUCCGCGGAUUACAAACUCUUCUCGAGACGGGGUGAUCGGCCUCAACGGCUCAGAGUGGAGGGCGCAGUCGGCUUUUAGCUCCGUCGAUUAUGACCUUGAGAUUGGAUUGUCAGCAUUUCUCCAAGCUGUCCAGGGCGUCUUUCAGUUUCGUGAAGUUAGAGAUCCCGUGAAUCUCCUCCAUUCUGCGGCUGAUCCGGACGUGUACACGGCGGUGCGCAACCUGAUGUUGUCCGGCGAUGUCUUCGGAAACACGUUCGCCGGGCCGGCCGCUUUCAGCCCAUUAGGGCAGAUGAAAGGGAUGGCCCCCCCUGCGGCAACCGUGGCAUCGACUGGUGAUCUGGCGGUGCUCUUUCCGCCCGAAUUUGCGCAGGCCCCUUUUGAGUACCCUGUGCCAGCUGCUCAAAACUGUGAAGCCAACUUCUACAAGAACUUCAGUGAAGUCAGUUGCCCCUUCUGUGCAGCAGAGUGCACCCACUGCCCAGAGCACAGCGAACGACUGGACCCUGCCACCACGUCCAGUUGCAAGGAACUGUACUACGCAGGGAACAGCUCCGAAUGCAAGUUGUGCCCCGAGGGUCUGAUUUGCAAAGGUGGCUCUGAGCUCGGGAACCUGAACCUGUCCAGAGGCUUUUGGCGCGCCGGGCGGUUUGUUGAGGAGAUCCGUCCUUGCCAGGUGGACGCUUGCUUGGGUGGCACGCAUACGGAGACCAAAGCUGUGACGAAGGCCACAUGGGGCCUUGAGCACGAUUGCAUUUACCCCAACACGUUCUAUGAUCGCCUUGUGGUGACGACUUUGCUUCCAAUCAGCAUAUGGCUUGUCCUUGCAGUCGUUUGCUACUUCCGAGUUUGGUCUUUAAACGCGGAGAAGCGCCAAAGGGAUGAAAUUCAGUCGAAUUUCAUUGGCGCGGCUUUGAUGGUGGCAUACUUGGUUCUCCCGUCUGUGUCAAGCACUAUCUUUGAUACGUUUAAGUGUCAGUCGUUCAGUCUGGAUGACGAACGUGUGGGGAGAUUCCUGCAAGCAGAUCUUGCCAUCGACUGCAAUGCAGAGGUCCAUAAUAGAUUCAUGAUCUAUGCUGGCAUCAUGACAGUGGUCUAUCCUGUCGGCAUUCCAAUCUGGAUGGCAGCGAGUUUAUGGCGACAUCGGAGGUCGAUCGACCCCAGCGUGAGCAUGCACGAGAUGUUGAAGGCCCAGGAGAUCCUCGACGGCAAGAGACCCACAGGAAGUUUGAAAUCCAAGUUCUUGCAAGCCUCGAAGCUGUCGAAGCUGUCUUUCUUGUCCAAGAGUGGAAGCCGCUUAGUAGGCCUAGGCUCAUCAGACGAGCUCUCGGCUUCCGAAGAGAAUCGUACCGGUCUGGUGCAGGCUCCCAACAAGCCUUCUGCUUGUUUUUGGUUGAUUGGCAAAAAGUAG
Symbiodinium sp. CCMP2592 is the source of this 2382-nucleotide messenger RNA. The record is from the annotation of a GenBank genome assembly. Lineage: Eukaryota; Dinophyceae; Suessiales; Symbiodiniaceae.